This is a messenger RNA of Arctia plantaginis, 1866 nucleotides long. Lineage: Eukaryota; Metazoa; Arthropoda; Insecta; Lepidoptera; Erebidae. The record is from the annotation of a GenBank genome assembly.
AUGGGUCUGCCAGGGUGCGGUAUUCCGGAAGGUGAUCUACCGCAGUGCUGGUUUGAUGAUGUUCGAAUGAACGCACUUUUUGCACCUUUUCGGAUAAAGACCACGAACCCAGAGUCCUGGGAUAUGAAAAUGAAGUUUUGGUCAGAUAUGCUGCGGCAAUGGUGUAAACAUAAAAACGAUCCUAUAGUAUCUGCAGCAGAUGCUAAGGCUGUUUUUCACAGAAAAGGCAGAACACCAGCCUGCAUAGAUAUUGUCGUAGAAGAAAUGUUACGCGAUGGAGAACUCAGCCCCAUAUCAAAGUAUCACCAGAUACUCCACAAUGGACCUGAAGGUUGGGUGAAGUGGGGUGCACGGCUGGCAUUCAAACCAGCAGCAUUUGCCCUAACAGCUGUAGCCUCCUUCCUUCCUACGAGACAGUCCUUGGAUAGUGAUGGGCUGCCUAAAGCUGGUAUUGAUUCUACUCAACGGUUUGUGCUGGAAAGUGCCGUUAAGGAGCAAGCGACAGAACUAUUACAGAAUUAUCCGUCAGAUGCUGACCGUAUUGGCACUAUUGAAGAGCUCAUGCGCAACUGUGACUGGACUCAGAGCAGGGAGACAUUUGAAUUGUUGCUCGGGUACCUCGUGUCACAAGGACAUGCUGUAAAGAAAGGCGAUGUAGUCAAAAUAGCGGAGGGCAACAAGAAAGUGUCCUCGGUGACGGAGUCGGACGAGGCGUGCGUGAAGCUCGUGUGUGCGGAGCGUCGACUCGCGGCGGACGCGGCGCGGCUGGCGCGCGACUGCGGCGCCGCGCAACACGACGCGGCCGCGGCGCUGCGCCUCGGGAACAAGCUGGUGGCGAAGAAUCAUCUUCGACGGAAGCACAAAAUCCAGCAGAGACUCGACCGGUGCACCGUGGCCUUGGAAAAUGUACAGCAGCUUCUCCAGCAGAUGAGAGAAACUCACGUCAAUGUGGCCAUCGUUGAUUCUUACAGAACGGGUUCUGAAGCAAUGAAGCAGAAUAUGAAAGAGAAUGGUCUCACAGAGGAUGCUGUUCAUGACACCAUGGAUGACUUGAAAGAGGUAAUGGACACGUAUAAUGAAGUGGAGAAGGCCCUCGGUACCACAGUUGAGGACUUCGAUGCUGCAGACCUCGAGGAGGAGUUGAAGGAGCUACUUUCUUCUCCCGGGGGACCCAGCGGUGGCACUCCGGGCAAGGAGGAGAGGAAACACCCAACACCUGCCAAUAAAGCACGGAAGGCGUUAGAACGAGACUUUGUGUUCGACUGUGAAGAGCGUAUGUUGGCCGAACUGAACGACCUGGAUGUGGAAGAAGGCAGUCCUGGCACUAGGAGCAAGAAGGUGCCUGUGGCUGAAGCUGAGGCUGUCGCGGUACCACCAUCCACCCCUGAAAGGAACAAUUCUCCGAAGAGCAGUAAGCCGUCGAAGGCGUGGUACCCUCCGUCGGGCGAGUUCUCCCGCUCCAAGCCGUGGACCAACAACAACAACGAGUGCACGCUCGCCGACAUCGCCGGGGGCUUCGGCGAGCUGAGGCUCGACGAACGACUACAUCCAGGCCAAAAGUUAAACAUGGAUUUCACGACGCCCCCCCGGCUGUACAGCACAGACUUUCAGGUGCGCGACCACAAGCUGUCGGGCGGCGUGUGGCUCUACAACACCAGGGACAAAAACUCCAACAUCGACAGUGACCUCGGCCAGAGCACUGAAUACUUCAGCUCUGAAAGCCCGGGUAAGUCAGCAGCUGGGGUUGCUUUCCAAAUGGCGCCUGGCGGUGAACGAAGAAAAUCGACCCAAGAAUCGUGGCCCCAGGGCUCUGAUGUAGAAGACCUGGAGCGAAGACUAAAAAAUCUAAGAGGUUUUGAUAUAUAA